AUUUCGUUGUAUUGAUAUUAGAGGGAUUGAAACAGAUGCUCGGCAUGCGCUCGUUGUUUGCUUGGAUGGCAUGGCUUGUGUGGGACGUUUAUAAUUAGAGGCGCUUGUUGUGCACCACAGUCGAGUGCGAGGCACGGCUGUAGGCGUAAAAAAAAAUCUCAGGCUAAAAAAAAUACCCUCUUUGUUCUCUCGCCGAAAUUUGUGUUUCUGGAUUGCAUGCGGUCGUAUAUCGCUAUGAAAACAUGGAUGCGGCGCAUCAUUUUUGAAUGGGCGCUGGAGGCGGGCGCUCGCGUUCGCUUGCUUCGGGCGGUUGUGGUUGCCUUGUGCGGUGCCACGGGAUGGGUCGCUGUGGUCAGUUCAUGUGGUCAGUCAUUAGCGACCUAAAUUAAAAUCGACGUUUAAGAUCGCGCUUGCGCGGUGUUAUUAAUAUGCGCCCGAUGUCACUUGCGGUUCGGGGCAUUGUUUAGUUUCGUUUUUGGUGUACGCUUGUUUUCGGUAUUAGCACUUUGCCUCAAAAAGCAGUCAUGCUGAACGGAGGCGCAGGUGCGAAUGUCCAUUUUGCGCCCGCGUUGGACCGUGCCUAUCGAUAGCGAGCAGGAAAGAGCGUUUGCUGUAGUUUCGCGGCGGCGUUCGUUCCUUCUCGUGCGCGAUGUUCUAACGUGCGUUACGCUUCGUGAAAUGCGGAUUUCUUCUCCAAUUCGUGUCAUAUCUGCGAAUGGCAUGCCGAAAAAUAAGCCCUAAGCGUACUUUUCUCGUGUGAAAUUUGACUGCGCGAAGCUGCUCCCGUCGAUCCGUGGUUUAAGCGUUGCCGUCCAGUUUCGGUCAGGUAAGUGUUGCGGUGGCCAGCUAAGCGAUGUGUUUUAGCAUUCCUUACGACUUGCGCUCUUCGGUAGAAUGAACUUCCGAACACAUGCCCUUCCAACAAAAUUGUUAUCAAUUUCGCUCGCUCGGAAGUGUGCGUGCACGUCGUUGUGGUUACAUUAGGCUGAAUAUUUAGAAGCGUUAGCAUUUGCUUGGUUGCAUUGAAGCGCUUGACAUUUCCGAUUUAUAUAUUUUUUUUUCUUUUACGCGCAGAGACUACCCGUGGGCUGCACGCAGCGCAGCCGGGAUGACCCUGCAAUACGUUUGUCCCCUAUGCCCGUACGAGACGCGGGCACGGGGCAUCCUCUACCGACAUUUGCUCAUACACACCGGUGUCAAGCCGUACUGCUGCGAGAACUGCGGCCGCCGGUAUGCCCUGCCUGAAACACUGCUCGAGCACAUGGCGGCUCACCGCAGGGAGCCGCCGUACAAGUGCGGCCGAUGCACGAUGGCACUUGACCACUUCUCCGAGUACCUGAGGCACCAGGUGUACCACAUGCUCAAGAGCAUCCACCGCUGUUCAUUCUGCGGCGAGGGUUUCGUCUGGAAGCAGGCCCUCAAGCACCACUGCAAAACUCACAAGGAAGGCAAGCACCUUUUCCACAUGUUCUUCCGGAAGACCGCGGGAAGGCGGAGAACUCGGUACCAGGACGAGAAUGACAUGCCCCUGGACCUCAAAAUGAAAGUACCUGUCCAGGCGGGCAAGGGCUCUCGGGACUUCCCCUUGGAAAUGAAAGCCGGUAAUGGAUUGAGCAGGCUCGGCGAGCAGGACCGGUCGGCUGGAUACACUCAGCAGCCCUCUCUGCAGCCACACCCGUUUGGCAACCUCCUGUCACCAGGUGGUCCAUCACUUCUUGACAGCUACUUCAAGUUCUACAUGUAUCCGCAUCUAGGUGCACCACUACCUUACCAGAAUGGUGCCAACCUGCUGUCGUCCGUGUUGCGUGCCUCACCCAACGGUCACGAGGAUGAGGAUGUGCUGAUGGAGGCUGGCCUCUACAUCUGCCGAGUUUGCGGCUGGCAGUUCACCAAGGCUCGUUACCUCCGUGCCCACCUGCUAGUCCACCGCCGGCAAGAGGCCACCUCAAGACCUCCGGAGCCAGAACCCGUGCCCAAGCGCCUGGAUGUGCCCGUGGUUUCACCAGUGUUCCAGGCUUCCUUCCAGAGCAUGCUUCACGCUCCGGAUAUGGGGCCGGCGGAACCGGAGGCUGCUGAGUCUCCCGAGUCAUCCGGCAAUGCUCCAUCGUCUGCUCACCGGUGCCCGAUUUGCCAGAAGGGCUUCUCGCAGCCAUACAAGCUGCGGCGCCAUUUGGUGAUUCAUGCCAGUCCCCGCAUCCACCAGUGCAACAUCUGCCAGAAGGUGCUGCCCUCGGUGACGGAGCUGCGCAGCCACAAGAAAUCGCAUGGCCGCACCAGGCAGCACUGCUGCGAGUACUGCAAAAAGGAUUUCUCGUGCUCGUCCACACUGCGGCGCCACGUGCGCAUCCACACAGGUGAGAAGCCCUACCAGUGUGAGGUGUGCCUCAAGCGCUUCUCGGACCUGUCCAACAAGAACUGCCACAUGCGCACGCACACGGGUGAGAAACCUCAUCGCUGCCAGGUGUGUGGUAUGCGGUUCUCCCUCAAAAAUGCCCUCAGCUGCCACAUGCGAAACCACAUGGUCUGAAUCGGGCCACUUGUGACGAGGGCAAGGGCUUGUCACACGCAACGAGCAUCACAUUCUACUCGAGGCCAGUAACAGUACAGUAACGCUGUCCGCUGUAAGUGCCUUCACUCAGAGCAGCUUGCAAGGCCUGUUUGAUGAUGUACUAUGCUUUUUCUUUUGCUUGCUGGUCAGGGCAUCCUAGAAAAAAAGAAUCCUGAAAACACUCAUUCACUUGGCUAGCAAAGUACAUCUGGUGUAUUCUUUGGUAGCAGGGUUGGGGUCAGUAAGAGAGGCACCUUUUUAUGAAUUGUUGCAGACCGUGGAUCAAUGCCUCAG
This is a messenger RNA of Dermacentor silvarum, 2842 nucleotides long. Its product is annotated as zinc finger protein 729. The record is from RefSeq and is a predicted model, not a curated record. The coding region runs from base 1109 to 2527 and encodes 472 amino acids. Gene Ontology annotation, molecular function: RNA polymerase II cis-regulatory region sequence-specific DNA binding; DNA-binding transcription factor activity, RNA polymerase II-specific. The transcript has 2 exons. Gene Ontology annotation, biological process: regulation of transcription by RNA polymerase II. NCBI's taxonomy places the organism in Eukaryota, Metazoa, Arthropoda, Arachnida, Ixodida, Ixodidae. Gene Ontology annotation, cellular component: nucleus.